Molecule: messenger RNA, 1272 nt
Organism: Ramularia collo-cygni
Lineage: Eukaryota; Fungi; Ascomycota; Dothideomycetes; Mycosphaerellales; Mycosphaerellaceae
Exons: 4
Coding region: 1-1272 (423 amino acids)
Source: RefSeq, a predicted model, not a curated record
AUGAUGCCCAAAGUCCUUCCGCCCAACUCGAUCAACGAAAUCAACACCUCGUCUCGCAUCCACAGACACUCGUCAAGGAUGGUUCAACGCAGGCCGAGCACUCGCAAGCGCGAUGGGAGUGCUGAUUCAUGGUCGCGCCACAACCCAACCCGCGGAGCUCGCGCACCUCGACCAUCGCAGGCGCUCCAGAGUUCGCACGUAGACCUCCAAGCCAUCAGCUCGCAAGCCAGCAACUCGCGGCGCGCGGACAUCGUCGCCGCCACCACGAAGAUUGCGGGAUCCUUCCUCGCCCACAGUGUACCUCGAGGCAUUCCGGCGCCACCACUCGAGGUUGCUACUCCCUCGCCGCCAGCCCACGCACUAUCACGCGGAGGUCCAGCAAGUAUAGGCCGCCCGCGCAUUGAGACAAUCUCAAAGGGGUCAGACGAUGCGUUGCAUACGCGGCCUACACUGAAGGCACCUAAGGCUUACCAAUCCCAUCGCGCGCGUGAUGAUGCUCCUUUUCGUCUCAUGGAUCUUCCUAUGGAGGUUAGGGACCAGAUAUUCGGAUACUUCUUCUACGAGCAGCGCCAUGCCUUACGCAAGAGAGUUGGAGCCUCCUACGCUUCAUCCUGUGGUAGCAAGUAUUCCCGCGGUGAUCCCUUCACCGCUAUCAUCAAGAUCCUCAAGGACAACACUUUCCUCGUCGUGGACGAGUCCGGCAUUGUCACURUCAGUAAAGAGGUGGCAGCCCAGUACCAGAAGGCGAUGGAGCUGAUCGGACGCAUCAACAAAGGACGCGGCAAGCACGCCAACUUCACCCUCGUCCUCGGGUUCACUCAGAACUGGGAAGUUAGCGAUGCUGAGUACCAGUGGAACCCAAACUACAAGAAGCCAGAGGAGUGGCAAGGAGAUCAAGCCGAGCAGCGUUUGAAGCGCUGGUUCGAUGCUCGCGCGGCAGAGAAGGAUAUUAAUCCGCAGGAAAUCGUGCACGAUUUGGAGGGUUCCCCCGCUGUGAAGGGCCAUGACCCCGAACUGCUUGCUGGAGAUCUUCAGUACUGGGCGCGAACGAGGCACUGGAUCGUACCAGGUGGAGCCAGCAGCACAUUUGAUUACCACGAAUUCCACAGCAAAAAGCUUGUUCCGUGGGACGGCUUCGUUGAGGUCGACUACGCCAUCGAUCUCGAGCUGCCGCCAGAGUCUGAAGAUGCGGCCGAACUGGCUACGCGCGAGGGAGAUUACGACAUCAUCGAAGUCUUCAAGCAAUGGGACACGGACCCAGACCCACUGUAA